CUCACAAAAAUAUAUCAGACGAAAUUCAUGUUCCAAAUCCAAAUCCACUUGUCAAUUUAUCAUAUGGCUUUGACGUUAUCCAAAUAAGUGUAGAUGGAAUUUAUCACAUAAAACAAUAGAUAAUAAUUACAGACAAUUAAAGUCUGAACUGGUCAAUAUGAGUAAUAAUAAUAUUAGAUAAAUAUAUUAAUAUAAUGAAAUAUUAUAAAAAUAAAUUAAUAAUGUUGCCUUAAUAAUAAACAAAUCUAUUUAUAAAUAUUUAUUUUUGUGUUUACAACAAUACCAUUGGCUUUAAUAAUUACUAGUAAACUAAAUAACUCUUCAAGAUGAUGCAACAAUAUAUGAAAGAGCUCGAGCAGGAACCGUUCGAUCCCGAAGAAUUUGUUGAGCGCUUGGCCUGGAGAACAGUAAACGACUCUAUGGUAGACGGACCAGGUGUCUUUGACCCAGUUUCAGUCCACGAGACCUUUCUCCAUGCCAUCAAAGACCUACAGAUCCUGGAGGAACGUCAGCAGAAAAAGUGCGAGAAGCUGGAGCUGGCGCUGAAAGACGAGGAGACGCGGCAUGCCUACGAAAUUAUCGAGAUGCAGGGGAAGAAUAAAAAAGCCAUUGAUUUAUUUCAUCAGCUCGACGAGCGGAUAAAUUUUGUUGCUACCAAAGUUAUUCAUCUGGGCGAUCAACUUGAGAAUGUCAACACUCCAAGAGCACGUGCAGUUGAAGCACAAAAAUUAAUGAAACAUUUUAGCGAAUUUUUAAGUCCUGGUCCUCUAACUGAUCCCAUUUUUACUGAUAAAUCUACAUUAGAUGUAGCAGCAGAUGUGAUACAAAAACUGCAUCUGAUAUCACAAGAGCUGCCAUCAGACAAAUUCGAUCAGGCGAAAGGUAAAAUAGCAGCCAAGUAUGACGAGAUAGAGCGAAGUUUGAUCGAAGAAUUCGUCCGUGCUCACAACAGCGACGAUGCUGAGAGGAUGAAAGAACUUGCGUCUGUAUUGGAGCACUUCAAAGGUUACUCACAGUGUGUUGAUGCAUUUAUCGAGCAAAGUCAAAUGGGUUCGUUUGGCGGGAAAGAUGUAUUUCAAGAUGUCAUACCAAUGUGUACAAAAAAUUACAAACUCAUGCAGCAAGUAUUUACAAAUCCCCAGCAAGUUAUGGCCAAGUUCGUUCUUAAUAUCUAUCAUUUGAGAUUACAAAAAUAUACGGUAGCGAAACUAGCUGAUAGAUCUGACAACGACAAGUAUUUAAGUAACUUGUAUGAUUUGUAUUGCAAGACUAUAAAACUGUCAACUGAUUUAAAACAAUUUGACAUGGGUACCGACGAGGCCUACUUGACUAAACUGACCCGUAAUAUUUUUCAAAAACACCUCGAUACUUAUAUCAGCCUUGAGUUGAAAGCCCUGAGAGAAAAAUCCACAAGCCUCUUGGUCGAAUACUACGACUCUAAGAAUCAUCAGAAGAAACAAAUACAGACAGGAGGCUUUCAAGAGCUCAGACGUGAUCUCCAGGCAGUAAUCGGCACAAGGACGAAUAUAAAUAUCGCUCAGAUAGAAGAUUACGGUGGAGAAACUUUUCUGUCAGAGGAGCUGGCGAUAGCUCUGCUUCAACGAAGUAAAUUAGCGUUUCAACGGUGUCAGGCGCUAUCUCAACCCGCAGACUUGCCGUCAAACGCACUUCAAAUUCUUGAAAUUCUCCUGCAGCACUUGAUGAAUGAGCACGUAGACUACGCGCUCGAACUGGGGCUCCAGAGUGUACCAAUCCCCGAAAGUAGGACUCCUCCAGACAUACAUUUCUUCAAUAUCGCACGACAGUGCAAUGUUAUCGUUCGGUUGCUUGAAGAACAAUUCAACGACAGUCUCGUGCCUCUUGUCAUAUCAACUCCAAAACACGGAGAUUGUUUAGCUCGACAAAAAUCAGUACUAGUACAAAUAGAAUUGAAGUUGGACACAGGAUUGGACCGCAGCAUCAACGCGAUCGCGGGCUGGGUUAGAUUAUACCUGCAAAGUGAGCAACGGAAAACAGACUUCAAACCAGAGACUGAUGACGUUGACACAAUCAAUACAUCAGCAUGCUUAGCAGUGUGUCAGUAUGUCACAGGAAUGAUUCGCCACAUCAGGGACACUCUCGACGGAAAGAAUGCAGAAAAUGUACUGACUGAACUCGGAAUACGUUUCCACCGAGUGAUUUACGAGCAUCUCCAACAGUUCCAGUUCAACUCCGCCGGUGCCAUGUGCGCCAUUUGCGACAUGAAUGAGUACAGAAAGUGCGUUAAGGAACUAGGAGUUGGUAUUGUUGUCUCAUUGUUCGAUACUCUGCACGCAUUGUGUAAUCUCCUGCUUGUCAAACCUGCGAACUUGAAGCAAGUCUGCACCGAUGACCAAUUGGCGAUGCUGGACCGUUCAACCCUCAUGAGCUUCAUUCAGCUGCGAUCGGACUACAAAACUCAAAAAUUAGCCAACUUACUAAAAGGUCUUGCGACGACAUAACACUUUUGAAAAUUAAAUUAUAAAUUAAAAUUAUUGGAAAGGAAAAUUAUAUAUAUAUAUGUGGGAAGUUGACAAAAUAAAAUUGUUUAUAUAAUAAACCAAAAUGCCUUUUAUAAGGAGAAUAAUCAUGUCUGUAAUAAUAAAAAAAAAUAACGAUACACAAAUGUCGUAGCAAACUUAUUGACUUUUAUAAUUCUUACAAUUUAUAAUUCACAAUUACUGGUAUAAAAGCGAUAAUUUUAUAACAUACAAUUUUAAUUAUUAAUCGCGUCAUCAUCAUUACACAGACAGAAUCUAAUUACUUUUAUUUAUUUGUUUAUUUUUUUUCUUUUUAAUUUGACGUUCAUACUUCAGACUUAUUGAGUUUUUUUUAUUUAUUCGAUUUUUAUCGAUAAGUCGGAGGAAAAAAGAAAAAAUUGUUUUAUUAUUCUCUAAUGAGUGGAACUUUUUGAUAUUUCGUGCCGUGAUGAAAAAAUUAAUCCCAGUGACGGCAAAGAGAAGUACAAGUACCAUUUAAUUAUUUUUUUUUUGCUUCUUAAUCUAUCUCGCUUACUAGACUGAUAAUCUUAGGGUCAGUUUUUCGAACCGGGUUUAUUUUUAUCCGGAUUUAAAUUAAUACUCCCAGUAAAUCUAUAUGUUAAUAAUAUAUAAAUUUACCAGUAAUAAUAAUUAAAGCCCGGAUUAAAAAUAAACCCGGUUUGAAAAACUGGCCCUCAAACACAAUUGAUUUUUUUUUGUUACAUUUUAAUUAGUAUCUACUCAUACAAAAUUGUGAUAUAAAAUAUUUACUUGGAUGAAUUGACAUUGAUAUAAAAAAAAACUCAAAACAAAAGAUGAUAAUCAUUAUUCUGGGAAUAAAAAAAAUAAUUAAGUUAUUGCAUAUACAAUUAUAGAGGAAGAAAUAUUUAAAGUUAUCAAGUGAUUAUAAACAGAAUACAUUUAUUUUGUGUAUCACUUUCGCUUGCCUUCAUUUCGUUACAAUUCAUUAAUUAUUUGUUGUUGUUGUUUUUAUUUUACUCUUCCUCACUAUCAAUUUCAAAAAAAGAUGUUAUGACUCAUCAGCAAGAUUACAGAGCGAAUAAGGACACGUAAGAAGAGCAAUGGUUAAAUCAACGCAUACGAUAAUGAUUCGUUUCGUUAAUUUGGCACAACUCUCCUUUGAAAUCUAACUCAAUACUAAAAUCUAGAUCGCGAUAAUUCCUAGCGUUCGGUUUCAUCGAGAAUACACCGUAAAUUUCCUCGCCGCGUUUUACCGUCAUGUAGGAGUCAAAGUAGAAGACCGUCUGCUUCCAAUGGGUGUACUGAACUUCCGGCGCUGUGCUGAACCCAACACGUUUGUGGCACUUGGUGAAUUCAAUGUUGAAGAAUGUGACUAGAGCUUGAACGUAGUCGUUGCGUCGUACUUGAAGAGUAAACGGAGAUGAGAAAUCAAGAUCUGCUUUUGUGACCGUGUAGAGAUCAACCUCCUUGAUGAGACAUGCGUUCGUGACAACUUGUUUAGGGUCCACGACAUCAACGAGGGGUUCACUUAUUGCGACCUUACGAAUACUGCUCAUGUCAAAGCCGUAGACGUCGUCCCACCAGUUUAUUUUCUCGUCUUUGUAUUGACGAUCCUCGAUACCGCAAAUAAAUAGAGUCGCUUUAUCGGGGAAAAGCAUGCCGUCGGGUUUUAGCCAUUUGUCACGCGCAUGGAGCACCGUGUCCAACAUCGACUCGUAGAAAAGACAAUAGCCCAUCCAUUCGGAAAUAAUAAUGUCGACUUUUUCAAUACCGUCUGGCAAUACGACUUCCUCAACUUUUCCCUUAACAAUAGUGAUUAUGUGAGACAGUUGAUUGGCUUCAACUAUUUUUUCCGCGUACUCGACGAUGUUGGAGCAUUCAAUACCAAUUACUCGAGCUGCGCCGGCUUUAGCAGCAAACAUUGACAAAAUUCCCGUGCCGCAGCCAAUGUCCAACACGAUUUUAUCUUUGAAUAAAUGCUUAUUAUGAUACAUUGAGUUACGAUAGGUUAUCGUUCGCACUUCGUCCUUCAGCAUCUCCUCAUGGAUGCCAUAGUGAGCAUACGAGUCGAAGUAAUAGUCACGUGAAGUCAUCUCGUCGACUGGCACCUUCUUGUUCGUUGCCGCUGAUUCUUUGUCGUUGUUCUCCGUGUUGUUCUCCUCUACUUUUAUUGCCGUUAUCGGCUCAGCAACUUCCAUUGUCUCCAUUUUUGAC
Messenger RNA from Microplitis mediator, 4694 nucleotides. It is a transcript of the gene Sec10, whose product is annotated as exocyst complex component 5. The transcript has 6 exons. Gene Ontology annotation, biological process: Golgi to plasma membrane transport; exocytosis. Bases 327 to 2480 code for a protein of 717 amino acids. Gene Ontology annotation, cellular component: cytoplasm; exocyst. The record is from RefSeq and is a predicted model, not a curated record. Lineage: Eukaryota; Metazoa; Arthropoda; Insecta; Hymenoptera; Braconidae.